AUGCCUUCCGAACUCUGGUACGUCAACAAUAGCCCCGUGUUGCCCCCGUUCCAACGACAGCUCCCUAUCCAUCAGCUGGAGCUCCCAACUCCAUCCAUCUCGAGACCCAACGCUUCCAUCCAGCUUCCCCCGUCUACGCGGUUCGUCAUCCCUCCCUUCUUCGGUGCCAUGGGCUGCACCGUCGCCAUCGUCUUCACCUGCUUGGGUGCCUCCUACGGUACCGCGAAGUCUGGUGUCGGUAUCUCGGCUAUGGGUGUCCUCCGCCCUGACCUGAUCGUCAAGAACAUUGUUCCCGUCAUUAUGGCUGGUAUCAUUGCUAUUUACGGUCUCGUCGUGUCUGUGCUUAUCUCCGACGGCCUUGCGCAGGAGAUGUCUCUCUACACUGGUUUCAUCCAGUUCGGUGCUGGUCUCUCUGUCGGUCUGGCCGGUCUUGCUGCCGGUUUCGCCAUCGGUAUCGUCGGUGACGCUGGUGUCCGUGGAACUGCUCAACAGCCCCGUCUCUUCGUCGGCAUGAUUCUGAUUCUCAUUUUCGCCGAAGUCUUGGGUCUCUACGGCUUGAUUGUUGCCCUUCUCAUGAACUCCAAGGCCAGCCAGGACGUCACCUGCUAA
Molecule: messenger RNA, 609 nt
Organism: Colletotrichum karsti
Lineage: Eukaryota; Fungi; Ascomycota; Sordariomycetes; Glomerellales; Glomerellaceae
Product: putative V-type ATPase
Exons: 5
Coding region: 1-609 (202 amino acids)
Biological process (GO): proton transmembrane transport
Cellular component (GO): proton-transporting V-type ATPase, V0 domain
Molecular function (GO): proton-transporting ATPase activity, rotational mechanism
Source: RefSeq, a predicted model, not a curated record